AUGCAGGCGGACGUUUUAAUGGCUUUGGAUGAGAGGACGGGGAAAAGGCAAAUGAAAGGGAUGCUACAAACCGCUGCCUCCCUGAUUGUCGAAGAAGAGCUGGCCCCACAAGCCGAUGCCUUGCGAGGUCAACCGGAAUAUGCCAAGCCAAGCAGUGAUGGAGGAACGGCAACAAAACGACGACCAGGCAAUCGUAAACGUAAGCGUAGACCCCAAGUGGCUGCAAGUGGAGGUAGUGAAGAGAUGGCCUCAGGACCUACAGCGCCCAGUCCCAUAACCCACAAUUGGCGUGUCUCGUCCAGUGAGGAAACUUUUAGAAAUGAUUUCAAGCCUGUGGCAAGUCCCAGCAGUGUGGCCGAAAGGAGAUCAACAUCUCCCGCUCAAUCUCCUGGUGGAGGAAGACGAAGGAAGCCGGCAACCAUUCGGGAACCCUUGGCCGCCUUAGAAAAGGAACAAAAGCUAUAUGAAAUGCGUAACACCAAAACGCCGGGCACCAAGACGACAUCCAGCUCCAACAAAGAAAAUUCCAAGGGAAGCUCGACAAAUCGUAAUUCGGAAAAUGUGAAAAAUAUUUUGAAAAACAGUGGCGGCUUAAGUUUGAGUGAAAUUUUACAACAGAAAAAUCUCUCCCUGGAUGAUCUGCUCAAGGGUAAACAAAAUGCCCUGCAAGCUUUGCAGACCACUGCCACAACAGUUAGCCAUAAUGCCACAAAGGAUUCCGGUGCCCGUUAUACGGCCAAACCAAAAUUUAAGCUCAGUACCACCUCGGUAAAGUCCACGGCAAAUCAGGAUGCCAAGGAGCAUUCCAAGUUGACGGCCUUGCAGAAAUUAAAGCUAUUCGGGGCUGCCUCUAGGCCGGUGGGAUCUCAGGUGGGUCUGGUGGAUCAUUUGACGACAAGGAAAAAAGAGGGAGGGGCAACAACGACCAGUACCACGACCACAACCACUGCGGCGCCCACCACCCGCAUUCCGCUGUACAAGAAACUUUUGCAUCAACGAUCCACCUUGAGGCCGGCAUUUUUGUUGAAAAAUUCCCGGAUGACAUUGGCCAGUGUGGAACCGGAGCAUGAUACCACCACAUUGGCCAUGGGUAUACGGGAAGCCAACUCAAGGGAGAUGGAAGAGGAUGAUGAGAAUUUCGAUGAUGAAGAUUUGGAAAAUAGCACAGCCACAGUUGAUAGCUUGGAGGUCACCACAUGGAGGGCCGAAACCACCACAACGCCCCCGCCCACAAGGCGUCCUCAGCCUACACAAAUCACCGCCAAGCCCAUUACCAAAUUUAGCACCCUGCGAGAGAGGGCCAACUCUCUCAAGGAACUGAGUACAACAAGGCGCAUGUAUUCCACCACUCGGGGUCUUGGCAGGGCCACAAAUCGUUUCACCACCAGCAGUAGCACGGUGGAGCCUCCACAGACCACCACAUCUGUGGGCGAUGCCAUGACCACUACAUCUCAGACAACCACGACGACGACAACAAAAGCAACGACAACAACCGCCAGCAGCAGCACCAUGAAUUUAACACCUCGGGCCAAUUUAAAUCUCAACACCGAUGACAUUCGGGAACGUAUCCAGGAAACCCUGCUCAAGAAUCUCAUUGAAAAAGAGCAGGCAUUUAAAAAACAAAAUUUUGCCUCCAAGGAAACGGCGGCGGAGGAGGACAAUGAUGAUGAUUUGGAGAAUUUCUUUGAGGAGUCAGUGAAACCCAAGGCCAGUAAUGCCCUGGAAACCUCCACCAUUACCACAAGGAUGAAACAAUACAGUUCAGCCAUACCCAGCUCCACACCACUACCGCCAGCUACCCAGCAAACCUCCAACAGCAUACCGGACUAUGACAACGUAGAUGAUCGCACCGAUCUGUUGGAGCUAAUUGAGGAUCGGCGAUCAGGCAAUCGCUUGUUUAAGGUGUUGGAGCAACGCAACAUGACCCUGGAUGAGCUGAUUGAACAUCGCAAACGUGGCUCCAGCCAAUUGCAUUUGGCCACCAUUGUUCAGACGCCCUCCCGCUAUUAUCCCGACAAGAAAGUUCUGCUGCAGGACAACAUGGACAUUGUGACAGCCUUUGAAAAUUUCCCCCAUUUCAAUUUGCUCAAUUUGAAAAGUGUCAAACCAGAUGACAUUAAAACCGAUUCACAGGGUUCCAGUUAUUUCACCUCGAUCAUUGACAUCGAGCCCACCGAUGAGAUUUACAAAAAGGGCCAGGCCUCACCGGGACUCAAUGAAAAAGGUGCGUCCCACAAUUAUGUUAGCCAUAAUCGUUUGGAUCGUAGACGCCAGCUGAGAGGCUCUUCCAGAUAUUUGUAUCGUGGUUAUCCUAGAAUCAGAGAAGACAGGCAUUUCCAUUCUCUCAUUUCAGUUGCCCUGUUACCCGAUCGCUCUGACAAAUCCCUGGGGUUCUUUCCCUCAUGGAAGACCUUGGCUUUGGCCUCCUUGGCCACAACGACAACCACCAAAAAAGAUAGUCCCAAACAAGCCCCCUUCUAUUUGGCGCAACCCAAAAUGCUACUGGAAAACAACAACGGCAAUAAUUCCGAUGAAGAUGAUUACGAGAUUCGGGAAAAUGAAUUGGUAUUGAUUAACAACGAUGACAGUGGAGACGACAACGAAGAUGGUGACUCCUCCAAUGCGGCAGAUGUUGAUUAUAGGCCCCAAUCACCGGUACAGGCUGCGGUGCGUGUUGCUGGCUCGGCCAGUCUAUCGCCUGGCGAUAAUUUAGAAAAUCAAGCCCACGAUUUGGUUGACUUGGAAUUAUCAGGUCAUGGUUUCAAACGUAGCCCCAUGGCAGCUGGUGCCCUGGCCGGUGGCAAUCAGCACAAAAACUUUUAUGCAAAUAUGCCUGCCGGCAUUAAGUCAGCCAUUGUGGCCAGUGCCACCAUUGUAAUGACAGCUCUUGUUACGUUCAUGGUUAUUUUUGCGGUGUGUCGCUGGAAACAGAAACAUAGUCGCAUGUCGAACAUUAUGAAAUCCUAUAAUGCCAUGAAAAGUAAAUUGCCACCCAUUGCCAUGACGCAGACAACAGCCGCCUCCGCAGGUGGUGGAAAUGCAAUGGCCAGCACUUCGUGUACACGACAUUCGUCGCUGCGCGAAAUGAAUAGUUUAUUGGGUGGCAGUGGUCUAUCGGUGGCGGCCACGAUUACCACGACAACCACAGGAGUGCCAAAUACCCCCUCACCGACCACUUCACAGACAACAGUGGCCCUGAGCACCUCGACGACAACGCCAACGGCAGCCGGCGCAUCAUUAUCAUCAGGUGGUGGAUUGCGUGAAAGCAGCAGAAAAUACAAUCCCCUUAUCCAGCACAGUAGUGGCCCGCAGCAUAUGCAAAGACCCAGCUCCUUGCUAUUUCAUCGGCCGCCACCAGCGAACAACAAAAACCACCAACAGCAUCAGCAACAACAGCAGCCCACAAAUCUAGCCAUUCUAAGCAAUUGUAAUCUGUCGGAUCUACGAAGAACCAGUGCAAAUGAUUUAAGAGGUUCAACGACAUCGUUGAGUUUCUCACUGACCAGUGGCCACAACAUUCCCAGCACACACAUAAACAGUAUGGAUGCCAAUUCGCCGGAAGUGCAAGAAUAUCUCUUCGAUACGCUAAGGAAUUCAUUUUAAUAGGAAUUAAGAGACAGAGAGAGAGAGAGA
Molecule: messenger RNA, 3633 nt
Organism: Musca domestica (house fly)
Lineage: Eukaryota; Metazoa; Arthropoda; Insecta; Diptera; Muscidae
Product: serine-rich adhesin for platelets
Exons: 3
Coding region: 1-3603 (1200 amino acids)
Source: RefSeq, a predicted model, not a curated record